AUGGCAGAAACAACUGAAGCAUUGGUCGGAAAGAAGAGACAACACGACGAAGAGGAGGAAACUUCUACCGAGACUGUUACUGCAGAAACAGUAGAACAACCAGAAAAGGAACAACAAGAGGAAAAAGAAGAAAAACAAAUCAAGAAGAAAAAGGUAGAAGAAGAAGAAGAACCAAAAGAAGAAAAGAAAGCUGAAGAGCCAAAGGAAGAAAAGAAGGUUGAUGAUGUAGAAAAGAAGGUAGAUGGUGAUGAAAAGAAAGGAGAUGAAGAAAAGAAAGCAGAUGAAGCUCCAAAACUAUCGAUUUUCAGUAAUACAUCCAAUCCAUGGAGUUUCUCUUCAUUUGCAUCAACCUCUACAACUGAUGGAUCCACCAAACCAUUCUCUAGCACAUUUGGAUCAUUUGCUACAACAUCAACAUAUUCAUUUAAUCUAUCAAAUACAUCAUCAUUUUUAAAACCAUCCAAUGGAGAAAGCAAUAGUGAAAACAAGAGCGAAAAUACCUCUGCCGAAAAUACUACAGGAUCAGCAGGAGGCGAGGAAGGAGCAACUGGCGAUUUCUGGACUUCAUCUACCUAUGUUCCAAUUCUUCAAAACCUUCAGCAGGUAGAAACCAAAACUGGAGAAGAAGGAGAAACUACUAUAUACUCUGCCAAGGCUAAAUUAUACGUUAUGGAAGACACUUAUAAAGAAAGAGGUGUUGGCACAUUAAAAUUAAAUAAGGAUUCACAAGGAAAUUCAAGAUUGAUAUUUAUUAUUGAUGGAAGUAAGAGAAGUGGUUUGAAUGUAUCUAUUUUUGUAAAGAUGACAAUCGAAACGCCAACUGAAAAAUCACUAAGAUUUACAGCAUUUGAAGAUAACAAGUUUACAACCUUUUUGGCCAACUUAAAGAAACCAGAAGAGGUUGAACAAUUUGAAAAGAAUAUCAAGAAAAGAAUCGACUAUUUAAAGGAACAAAAUGGAAAAGAAACAACAACAACAACAAAGACAGCUGAAGAAGAAAAGAAAUAA
This is a messenger RNA of Cavenderia fasciculata, 1008 nucleotides long. RefSeq lists its product as uncharacterized. The record is from RefSeq and is a predicted model, not a curated record. Gene Ontology annotation, cellular component: nuclear pore; cytoplasm. Gene Ontology annotation, biological process: intracellular transport. Gene Ontology annotation, molecular function: GTPase activator activity. NCBI's taxonomy places the organism in Eukaryota, Evosea, Eumycetozoa, Acytosteliales, Cavenderiaceae. Bases 1 to 1008 code for a protein of 335 amino acids. The transcript has 6 exons.